GUGUAUCGCGGUAUGCAGGUCUCAUUCAGUCGACAAAAACCGAACACACAGCAAACAAUCACGCGAAUACGCGAGUUUUCUGGGGACUAAAGUUCUGAAACGUUCGGCACGCUCUAACGCGCUAUGUCAAUCUAGCAGUGUGAAUUGAAAAAGUGAAAUGUAGAAUCAACGCCUAAAGUUUAUUCGAUUAUUUUGUUCGUUAUUUAUUUUUUUGUUGGAAAUUUUGAGUUUUUCUUUCUGCAACAACAAAGAAAACGCAAUAAACAAAAGAAGAAGAAAAAAAAAACGGGCAAACAAAGCGAAAAAUAAACACACACUCACGAAAAAAGCGUGCAACAAAUAUUUCUCUGUGUUAAUUUGUUAAGUUUGACGUCGCUUCUACUGUAAAUACCACAAAAACCAUUUUAAGAAAACAAAACAAAAUCGAAACAGUUAUCGGGUCCGCAGAAGUAAUAUAUAAUUCAGAAAAAAAACGAACAAAAUAAAACAAUUAUAUCAAGCAACUCUUUAAGAGUUUUUCUACUCCUAAGGAAUAAAAGUAUUAUAUAUUUAACACAUAAUCCUCCUAUCUAUCAUCAUCGAAAAUCGAAAAAAAAAAUCCGACAUUUGGUUGUCAUUCUAUUUCUCUUCCUCUUCACUUGAAUAGAGCGAGCAACCUGAAAGUGUAAUUUUUGUUACAAAAUAUCCUCCUAUUCCUGCAAAAAGUGUCUUUUUAUCGUUCUCUGUUCUCUUGUUCGCGUUCGUCGUUAAUCUCCGUUAUAACAUUGUUAAUCGUGAUCGUUGUCGCCGCCGCUGUCGUUAUCAAGUUUUAUCGUUGUCGUGUCGCAUAUCGUUCUGUUUCUUGUGUCAUCGUUACAAAUCGUUACUCUGUCGCAUUCGUAAAGUUGCUGUUGUCGUAACGUCGUUACCGUCGCCGCCACAAUGUUCAAGUGCAUUCCAAUUUUUAAAGGCUGUAAUCGCCAGGUCGAGUUUGUGGACAAACGCCAUUGCUCACUGCCGACAGUACCCGAAGAGAUCUUACGCUAUUCGCGUACAUUGGAGGAAUUAUUCUUGGAUGCGAAUCACAUUCGUGAUUUACCGAAGAAUUUCUUCAGACUCCAUCGUUUACGGAAAUUGGGCUUGAGUGACAAUGAAAUUGCUCGUUUACCUCCGGAUAUACAACAUUUUGAAAAUCUUGUGGAACUGGAUGUUUCACGCAAUGAUAUUCCAGACAUUCCCGAUGACAUCAAACACUUGAAAAGUUUACAAGUGGCUGAUUUCAGUUCAAAUCCUAUUCCAAAACUACCCGCUGGCUUUUCACAAUUAAAAAACUUAACAGUUUUAGGUUUAAAUGAUAUGUCACUCACGACGCUGCCGGCAGAUUUUGGUUGCCUUACCCAACUGGAAUCGCUGGAAUUGCGUGAGAACCUCUUGAAACAUUUACCCGAGUCCAUUAGUAAACUAACAAAACUGAAACGCCUCGAUUUGGGCGAUAAUGAAAUCGAACAACUGCCACCAUAUUUGGGUUAUUUGCCCGCCCUCCAAGAACUUUGGCUAGAUCAUAAUCAAUUAACAAAAUUGCCACCGGAAUUGGGACUCUUGAGCAAUCUGACCUAUUUGGACGUAUCAGAAAAUCGCCUGGAAGAAGUUCCGAAUGAAAUCAGUGGUUUGGUGAACUUAACCGAUUUGGAUUUGGCACAAAAUCUCCUGGAAUUUUUGCCGGAUGGCAUUGCAUCGUUGCAUCGCUUAACAAUAUUGAAAUUGGACCAAAAUCGUUUACAAAGACUCAAUACAAAUAUUGGAGACUGUGAAAACAUGCAAGAACUCAUACUCACCGAAAACUUCCUAUCCGAAUUGCCAGCCUCCAUUGGCCAAAUGACCAAAUUAAGCAAUUUAAAUGUGGAUCGCAAUGCCCUCGAAUAUCUGCCCAUUGAAAUUGGCAAUUGCAGCAGCCUGGGAGUGCUCAGUCUGCGCGAUAACAAAUUGAAAAAAUUGCCACCAGAGUUGGGUAAUUGCAGCGUUCUGCACGUGUUGGAUGUCUCGGGAAAUCAAUUGCAAUAUCUGCCAUACUCUCUGGUGAAUUUACAAUUGAAAGCCGUUUGGCUGUCGGAAAAUCAAGCCCAGCCAUUGUUGACAUUUCAGCCGGAUACAGAUGAGGAGACUGGUGAACAGGUCUUGACGUGUUAUCUACUGCCACAACAGGAAUAUCAACCAAUUGCACCCGAUUUUCCACCCGGUCAACUUUAUCGAUCAAGUGAGAAAUUCGAUUCAACGGAAUUCCAUCAAUACCAACAACAAGCACGUGAAUUGGAAUCAGACUCCGAGGGCUGGGAAGAACGUGAACAAUCGCGUACACAUUCGGUUAAGUUCAAUCCCGAUGUACCAACUCACGAAAAGGAUUCAACAUUUACCCGACAAAACACCCCACAUCCCAAGGAGUUGCGUGACAAGGCCAAAAAGCUAAUUCUCAAACAUCAAAAAACCGAUGAGCCAGCAGCAGGUGGUUUGGAACCACUUUCCGAAGAGAAACACUCAAAGCAAGAAUACAGUUCCACCACUGUGGAGAGUACAACAUCGCCAUCUAGUAACUAUAGUGAAGAACCAUCACUCAAGCAGGCAACUCUCCACGGGCAACCACAACAGUUGUUGGUAAAGACACAAACCAGUCAACAACAACCGCCUCCCUUAACAAUGGCUGCAGAACCAAAAUCGCAAACUAUGACUGCUGCCAGCACUGCUUCGCAAGAUGAUGACGACGACGACGAGGAAGAUGAUGAAUAUGAUCAAUCCGAAAGACGUGUUGGCUUUCAAGUUGAACAUGAUGAUGAAGAAGAUUUCCGCAACAGACCACCGAAACUACAUAGACGGGACACCCCUCAUCAUCUGAAAAAUAAACGCGUCCAACAUGGCAUCAGCAACAAAAAAGAUCAUGAAAUCCUAACCAAUGCUCUGCAACAGGAAAAGAAAGUACAACAGUUGCCCACUGUUGUACAAUCGCCCAUUGCUGAGAAUCCCUCAGAAAUAGAACCAGAAUCCCAAGGGAACAAUCUCCCAGCUCCCUUUGAUGCAUCGCUGUCGCCCAUUGCCGUUAAACCGCAAGCAGCAGAAAGCGCCCAAACCACAGGGGCGGCCAUCAGUGCUGAUGAUACUUUGGAUGGUGUUACCGAAUUACGUUUGGAACAGUACGAAAUACACAUUGAACGCACCUCCGCCGGUUUGGGUUUGAGCAUUGCCGGCGGCAAGGGCUCAACACCGUUCAAGGGCGAUGACGAUGGUAUUUUCAUAUCACGUGUCACCGAAGGUGGUCCCGCCGAUUUGGCUGGCCUUAAAGUUGGUGACAAAGUUAUCCGUGUGAAUGGCAUACCCGUCGUGGAUGCCGAUCAUUAUCAGGCGGUUCAAGUGUUGAAAGCCUGUGGUGCAGUUUUGGUAUUGGUUGUGCAACGUGAGGUCACACGUUUAAUUGGCCACCCGGUAUUCAGUGAGGAUGGCUCAUUGUCACAGAUUUCCGUUGAAACGCGUCCUUUGACAGCGGCUGUAGCACCACAAACACAAUUACAACAACAGCAGCAGCAACAGCAACAGCCAGCCGUGACACAUCAUGAACGUUAUAUACCACCACCUCUGGACAUUUUACCCGAGCAACAGGAACAUACGCUGCAACAGCAUAGUUAUCAAGCAAAUGUAUUUACCACGCCAGGUACAGUAACAGCUGCAACAGCUGGGCCUGUUGCUGGCGCCUCAGAACAUCAGCAGCAGCAACAUGUAGGCGGUGCAGUUUCGACAAAUGGCAUUUUCGAAAAUGGCAAGGAUGGCCCAUUGAGUUACAUAACAUUGCAUACCACAUUGAUACGCGAUCAAAUUGGUCAAGGUUUGGGCUUCAGCAUUGCCGGUGGACGAGGUUCACCACCCUACAAAGAUGGAUGUGAUGGAAUUUUCAUUUCACGCAUAACUGAAGGUAGUCUGGCACAUCGCGAUGGCAAAAUAAUGGUGGGAGACCGUGUAAUGGCGAUUAAUGGCAAUGACAUGACAAAUGCCCAACAUGAUGCUGCUGUCCAGUGUCUGACACAACCACAACGUUUUGUCCGUUUGGUUUUACAAAGAGAAUAUCGAGGACCAUUGGAGGCACCCUUGAGCCCGCAUAGUCCGGCUGUAUUGAAUGCACUGAGCCCUUCAGGUUAUCUAAACAAUCGUCCGGGUAAUUUUAAACGUUCCAUUGGUGACAUGAUUGACGAACAGCAGCAACAACAACAACACAUGAUUUACCAACAAACACAACAAACUCCAGUGUCGUCCUAUGAUUCUAAUAGAAAUCUAGCGGCACCAACAACAAUGCCUGCAUCUGUAAGUCCUAAUAUAGUGCCUGCAACAAAAGCAAAUGGUUUUGCUAAUGCAACAGUUCAUCAACAACAACAACAGCAGCAGCAACAUAUGACACCUCAGCUUCAACCCCAACAACAAAUUGACAAAGUAACAGGUUUGCCGGUACCAGCACCCAGACGCUCUAAUUCCAUACCUUUGGGUGAUGGUCCAACCACCGAUGCUGUAGCUAGUCCAACAUCCGUUGCUACGCAACCCGUUGCAUCAAAAACAUUAACAUCUCCAGUUGCAGCCUCGACAAGUUCCACCCAUCAAAAUGGUUCUAUACCCCAGUCGCCAACAACUAAUGCCAAUGCUGCUAACACCGCCACCGAUCCAAUUGAGACACAGCCACCACCUUUAAGGCCUUUGACGAGUGAAGAUUUUCAGGCAAUGAUACCGGCACACUUCCUCAGUGGUGGAUCUCAGCAUCAGGUGCAUGUGGCACGGCCGAAUGAAGUGGGUGUGGCUGGUGUUACUGUGACCGUCAAUAAGGCCGUUCCCGAUAUGCCCAUGUUCCCAGCAGCUCCCACCGAAUUGGGUCGCAUUACCGAAACCAUUACCAAGUCAACCUUUACGGAAACGGUUAUGACCCGUGUCACCGAUAAUCAUUUAGCGGAACCCCUAAUAAGUGAGGAAGUUGUAUUACCCAAAAAUCAAGGAUCUCUGGGCUUCAGCAUAAUUGGCGGCACAGACCAUUCAUGUGUACCAUUUGGCGCACGAGAACCGGGUAUUUUUAUAUCACAUAUUGUACCUGGUGGCAUUGCCUCGAAAUGUGGCAAAUUACGUAUGGGUGACCGUAUACUUAAAGUUAAUGAUACCGAUGUCUCACGUGCCACUCAUCAAGAGGCUGUAAUGGAGCUACUCAAGCCUGGUAAUGAUAUUAAGUUAACCAUCCAACAUGAUCCAUUGCCAGCCGGAUUCCAGGUCGGCAUGCGUUUGCUCGAGGUGAAUGGCAACUCGUUACUGGGUGCCACACAUCAGGAUGCUGUCAAUGUCCUUCGUAAUGCCGGCAACGAUAUACACUUGGUCGUCUGUAAGGGAUACGAUAAAUCCAAUUUGAUUCAUUCUAUUGGUACAGCUGGUGGCAUGAGCACCGGCUUUAGUCGUCAUGGUUCACGUGCCUCAGAGACUGGUUCAGAGCUCAGUCAAAGCCAAAGUACAUCCAGUUUGGAUCGUGAUGAAGAUGAACGUCUAAAACACCAGGAUUUGGAAGUUUUUGCAACAAAAACUGAAACGAAUAAUGAACAGCAGCAACAAGCAGCAGCUGUGCCAGUCGUGGCAGCCAACACACCAACGGCAGCAGCAGCAAACUCAGUAUUAACCGCUCCAACCACCACCGCCACCACUGUGCCAAAGGCUACAACAGAUGGCUUUAGCGUGCCCCCGCAUCAUGAUGCUGCCCUUGUUGCCCAAAACACUGAACAGUCCUUGGCUUCCACAAAAGAAAAGAGCACUCCUGAAAAAGUAUUAGAAAUAGUACGAGCUGCUGAUGCAUUUACCUCCGGACCACCUAAAUCACCAUCCGAACACCCUGACCAGGAUAAAAUCCAAAAGACUACAACGGUGGUGAUAUCAAAGCAUACACUUGACACAAAUCCGGCACUGCCACCGGCAACAUCGCCCACAGCGGCGACGGGUAGUGGUUCAAUGGCAAGUGGUGGGGCGACAGUUGUUACACCCUCGCCAACCUCGUCGUCGACAACCACUACUUCGUCACCUGUUUCACAGCCUCAGACACCCCAGAGCUCUAAAUCUGGAAGCAAAACUUCAAUGAAGAGGGAUCCUCAUUAUGAAUAUAAGCAAAUGAUAAAUGAAAUGGAAACGCAGAGCAGUGAGCACGACGAGGAGGAGGAGGAGGAACAGGUAGCCUCAAAUAAAGUCAAAGUGGAGCCGGUCUAUAUCAUAGAUGAUGAUGACGAUGAGGACGACGACGAUGAUGAUGAUGACGACGAUGAGGAGGAUGGAGAAGAAAAUCAAGACGAUGACACCCUAUCACCCUCAACACCAGCCGGUGAACAUCUGGAUACCGAUUCAGAUUUUUAUGAAAGAAAUCGUCCUGCUCCACGUUACACAAGCGAUUCGGAAAGUGAUAGCCAAAGAAUACACAAGGCCAGACUUCAAACUGCUUCCGGGCGCAGUACACCAGACCUUUCCUCUUCCAACUAUGGCGGUCAUCAUCGUAAAUCUGUUAGCUUUGACCUCAGCGGUGAUGAACGAUCCAAAUCCGACUAUGAGCGGUCCAAGACUCCAGAUUAUUACAGCUCAAGGCACUAUGAAUCCGAACAAGAAUACAAUCCCUCAAGGCUGCCACGUAAGGGAAUUUUACGUGCCACCAGUCCUUCGUCUUCCAAUAAUUCUUCUUUGGAGAAGAAACGCCCCGAAAAACUGCCACCCUUGGUGCCGACAGUGGCCAGAAUAAAGGAGAUCGAAUCCCCUGUGGUACAGCGAGCCAUUUCACCUUCACCCUCACCAAAUUACGCUAGCGGUGGUCGUAUGGCCAGCCCACCACCACCUGCCGAAAAGGUCUUGGUCUCCUCUGAAAUAGAACGGGAUAAUCCCUUCCGCGAGGCGUUCUUAGAUAAAAAUCGCACCGAUGAGUACACAGAGAUUGCCAAGGCCAUAUCAAAGUCACCACGUUCGCCCAGAGAGAAUUAUUUCUUUGGUUCCAAAUCCGGCUGGAAAUCCAAUGAAGACCUUUUGAAAGCGGAAAGGAUUUCCAGUUCCUCAGUGCAAUCCAAAUCAACGGAGAAUCUUUCCACACAACCCUUACGAAAACCACCACCUCCACCCCUUAUGCCAAAGCCGAAAUUGAAAAAAGCCGAUCUAAUGCAUAAUUUUGCCUUGGAAAGUUUUCAGAAUACUGAUGUUGGUCAUGGCGAUUUUGCGGUAUUUGAACAUGAUCCCACCACCAAUCAAAUACACGAGGUGACCAGGCCAUCAACACCGGGUGCCAAGCUACCGGUAAGGGUUAAAACACCCAAAAGUCCCACCCCAAGACCCAAAGAUAGUCCUCCUCCACCACCGGUAAAUUACGCUACAUUGCCUAAACUUCCACCAAAAUUGCAGCCGACGCUGGGCACUAGCGAGGAAUCCCAAUACAUGGAAGUUUUGCCACCUCUGCCGCCACCAGUGCCCACUCUCUAUGCGGUGCCGUCCAUAGAUGAGGUACCACCGGCCCAACGCCGUCCAGCUGACUUCAUACACGAAAAUUCACCGGACAACAUUUUGGUUAGCGAAGAGGAACAUCGCACAAUUUUACUGCAAGAGAAUGAGCUAAGGAACCAAUUGCGUCGCUCGACAGCAAAUAAAACCCAUGUUCCCGAACUGGGUGCACCCCAUGAGAAAGCCCCACCAGUGCCCAGCGGCAGCAGUCAGCCACAACAUCAGCCUCAACGUCAUAUGCAACGUUUGGAUUUAACAAGUUCAGGGUCCAAUGUAACGUCGAUGACAGUGCCGGUGCCAGUAACACAAACCACCACUACCUCAGCUCCCACUGUCCUACCACAUAAUCCCUUGUCGCCAACACAAAUCUUUCCCACAGCUCAAAUAUUACCGGUGCAAUAUUCGAAUCUGCCCCAACCGCAGCAGCCAAGUGCUGCUCAUGUCUUGGCCCCGGGACAGUCGAUAAUAGCUUUGGGCGGCGGUGGUUAUGUGCUGCUGCCACAGGCUGUGCUGGCAGGUGUAAGUGCAGGUGCAACCGCUGCUGCACCCCUAUUCAUUCAGCAACAACAGCAUACGCCACAGCUGCAUAUGCAUCAGCAACAAAUAGUGAUAUCACCUGCUGAUGUUUCAUCGCUGACCACAACAGCAACAACAAAAGUGCCUAAAUCGGUAUCGGAUAAAAAACGUUUCUUUGAAUCGGCCAUGGAGGACCAACAUAAACCAAAGACAGAAAAAGUUUUCUCGUUCCUGUCUCAAGACGAAGUUGAAAAGCUGAAACAAGAGGAAGAGCGUAAAAUUGCAACAUUACGCAGCGAUAAGAAUAAAUCGCGAUUAUUGGAUGAUGUCAAUAGAAGGCGUCAACAAGACAACAAAAACGAUAAUAAGGAUGUGGAUGAGGAUGAGAAUGAGGAUAACUACGACGACGAUGAUGACGAUGGUAGUUACGAUAAUGGUGAUGCAGUUGAUAUGCAUCAUGCCAAUAAUGGUAAAGGCAAACGAAGUGGGGACACAUUACGGGAAUGCAGCGAUGAUGAUGACGACGAAGAUGUUGAUGACGAUGAUUCAGAAGACAUUAGAAGGAUACAACAACAGACAAGAAGUUUAAAGACGGCGGCAGCCACGUCACCAACAGCUGCACAUGCAACAUCAACACAAAUUUCCCCCAACACUACAGCUACAACGGCUGCAACAACAACCAAGCCUAAGAGAACAUUAAAGCCACCCUCCGUUGUAGCUUGCAAACUUAAGCAGGGCAAUGCAUUAAAGACAAGUGAAAAUAUUGUAAAGCCAGUCGACGAGUCAACAACAGCGACAGCGUCGGCUUCGGCAGCAGCACCACCGCCAACAAGAAUGACUGCAAGUGCAGAACAUAUGCCAAAACCGCAAAUCCAGGCGCCAAAAAUACGAACAACAAAAGUGAAAACAACGUCACAAACAUUGGUCACAGAUGAACAACAAAGUGCGAAACCAGUUAAGUUUAAACCUCAAAAUGUCAGCGUCAGUGAGUCGACGACCACCUCCAGCAUUGUUGGCACAACAUCACCUUCACCAACACCGAUAGCAACGGGCGCACAAUCGCCCAAACCUUCAUUGUUGCCAAAACCAAAGGUAAAAGUGGUAAUACCACCCGCCUUGCUGCAAAAACAACAACAUCAAGAUAUUGAGGAUCCCACCUCACCACCUUCUAGUCGUAUACCGGUACUGCGUUCAACAACACCAGCAAAUGCCGAAAAACGGGCAUUACAAGCCACACUUGCUGCAACAUCGGCAUCAGCAAUCGACCGACCAACAUCCCCCGAGCAGGAUGCGAAGGCAAAGAAUAGCAAUGCUCUGAUAAAUGCUGAAAAACGUGCCUCAUGGCGUGCCGCCCGUUUACGUUCGUUGGAGAAGGGAGCCGUGGAAGCCCAAGCUGUAAUACAGAAUAUGACUAGAAUUGCCGAUGACCUGUCCACGGAGACAUUCCCCACAGAGACGAAAAAAAUCGUUUUCCCCAAAAUCGCCAUUAAAUCUAGCGAAGGUGCUGUUGUAAUACGUGAACGUGAAAAGAUACUUGACGAGAAAAUUGUACGACGCACUGAAGAGGUACCCUGUCCCAUAACGGGUAUACCUCAAUUGCGCACCGUCGAGUACAUUGAAAAGAUCAUCGAAACGGAGGUGGAAACUAGUCGAGAGAAGAUAAUCUCAUUAGAAUUGCAAGACCCCGAAAAGGACGACGAUACAUCCAGUGCAUCACUACAGCAGUUCGUGCCCGAGCUGGAGAUUGAGGACCAGAUGUUGUUGCACCACACGACCGCAGCGCCAAGCAAAGACUUUGACGACGCCGUCACUGGAUUGGACAAGAUGAUGGCCAAAGAUGCCAUUAAAGACGGAAUUCUUCCAAUACCUCACGUUCGUAAAACUGUUGUAGAAACAUUAGAAAAGUUUCAAAUAACUAAAAACUAUGAUGGUGCGGAGGAGGAGGAGGCGGAGAUGGAGGAGGAAAGAGAACCAUCAGCACCGGAGGUUGAGCGUAAUGCUGUUGUUGAGGUAAUAAAAAUUCCAAAGGAACCGGAAGAGUUAGUGGUUGUGCUGCCAGCAUCUACAGAUGAGGAUGAGGGCGACGAAACGGACACUGCCUCAAUUGUAACCGUCCAGGCAAAUACAGAGAAACUCUUUUUACGCACCGAUGACGACGAUGAAUUACCAUCAAUUGAAUUGGAUAGCAUUAGUAGUACGGGCCUUUUUGGUCCAUCGUCAUUGGAGAGCGUGGGUUCUGCAUCGACCAGUGGCAAAGUUACAAUAAAGCCCAAUACCAUUACCAUGCAUCAAACUUUGGCCAAGGAAAUUGUUGUGCCAGCUACAACUACAACGACGAUUACCACGACGAAGAAAGUGGGACCCCAGGAGGAGGGUGAAAUCAUAACCACCACCACGACCACCACUACUCAGAAUAUAGUGCAAGUGGUGAACCCCUUGAUAUCUGGCGAGGGACAGGUGCAGAGUAUUGCCAUUAGCCGUCCCCGGCAUUGUGAAUAUCCUUCUUUUGAUAACGAUGACAUUGAGGAUGACUACGAGGAAGAAGAGGUCGAUCAUGGAGCCACUCAGGUUAUGCGCAGUGGUACAUUUGUUUUGCCCUCUUCCUCGUCAUCUUCCUCGGCGAGUAAGCCACGCGAAGAACUCUCCCUAAAUGCCAAAAUGAAAAAUGUUUUGGAAGAACUACUCGAAAAUGAGCGAGUGAAAUAUAAUCUGCAAAGAAGUCUGGAAGAGGACAAAGAUACCAAUGAGGCCUAUACCGAUGAUGAAGAGUUAGAAGAUCAAGAUGAAUACAACUAUCGUCGCCAACUCACCCAUACCGUACAGACUUCGGUUGGGCAAGACAAUAAUGGUAAUGAUAAUAUAAUCAAUGAAUUGAUACGGGACAGCAAUCGAAAUAAUAUGAAAAGGUUAAGGGAGCAUAUGCUUCGGGAUGAAGAUGUGGACGAGGAUGAGUUGGAUGCCACUGAAAUGCAAUUGGCACAAGAACCAGAUGAUGACGAUGAUGAGCAGGAGGGCGAUCAAGCAGAGGAGGAAGAUGAGGACGAAGAAGAUGAUGAUGAUGAGGACGAGGAAGAAGAUGAAGAUGAAGAAUCCGAUGAUUCAGAAGACUCCGAGAGCAGUGAUAGCAGUGACGAUGAUGAUGAUGACGACGAUGAUACCAUACACAUUACAUUUGUUGAUGGUGCCAAAGUUAUUGAGAAUCGUAACAUCAACACACCGGGUCAAUUACAGAAAUCCCAGACCUAUAACACCAUGAAAGAGGCCGCUGAGGCCAUGGAUGCAGUUCAUGGCGAAACUGAAACUAGUUUGGAAGUACUAGAGGCCCCUACUCCUACAACAACCACAUCAGCCAAGGAGGAAGUCAAACCUAAAGAAAGUGAUUCUGUGAUAACUUUGGAAAAAUUGCUGGAAGAGCAAAAGAAAUAUGCCGAAAUAACCAAACAAUUGCGUAAAUCUGUAGAAAAUCUGUUAAUCGAUGAUGAUGACGAUAGUGAAAAGGAUCACAAGAAAGCUGAGAGUUCCAGAGAUGAGCACAAACAAAUUACAACAACCCAGACAAUAAUCACUACCCCCCAUGAUAGUUCCUCCGAUGCAACACAACCUGACUCACAAGAACAGCAGCAUCAUAGAAUAAUUAUUGCCUCCAAUGUAACCACACCAUCCCGCACAACCACCACCACAACCCGAACCAUUUCCGACGAAUCCGGCGAAGAAAUCUUCCAACGUUUAUUAAAUGCCGGCGGGUCACACAAACAAAUAUUUGACCAACUCAAUGAUGAAGCAUUAAGCCGCACCACCACUACCUGUACGGAUGAUAAUGGGACCAUUAUAACGACCACCACAACCAUAUCAAACAUUGUGACGAGUGGCAUACCGCGAACUACGAAAACCAUUGAAAAAGUUGUUAAAACUCAAACGGCCAGCCAGGAUAAACACAAAGAAGAAAAACCAGUAGUUAAUCAAUACAGCAGAGAAAAGAAAAACAAACAAAAACAACAGCAGUAACAUAUGUUGUGCCAACAAUUGUUGAAAAAAUGCGGCUUUUUUAAAUGUUCCCACAAAUAAGUAAACAAAUGAACGUAUAAAAGGUAAAAACCAUAUAUAUAUUAUAAAUGAAUGUUAAACUUAUUAAUUAAAAUCAUGUCAAUCUCAUUGAUUAUAUGGAUGAAGAAUGUAUUAGGGUUGUUUCCGUUCACAAACAUCUAUAUUGGAAAAGACAGAAAUAUGAUUAUACCAAUCAAAUGAUAUUGAGUAUUUUUUUUAAACAACCCUCAACUAAUUAAAACAUGGUAACACCAUUCCGUUCUAUACAUUAUUUAAUAAUAUUAAACAAAAAUUAUAUUUUAUUAAAAAAUGUAUUGAUUCAAUGUGUAUAAAAAAUAAGUCGAUCCUGUAUCUCUUUUUAAAAGAAUCUCAUCCGUCUGUAGACCUUCCUCUUCCUUUUAUAUGAAAAUCUACAUAUAUAAUGUAUUUAAUAUAGAAAUUUUCUUAAGGACAAUUUUUUUUUAAUUUUAUUAUUAUUACUUUAUAGGGUAAGUGUACCAGUAGUCGGCACUUUUAGGAUUUUCGCGUUUUUAAUCGCUCACCAUUCUGAGUGGAACAUUUCAAUUAUUACAAUGUUAAUUUAUUCAGAUUCGAAAUUUUCUAUAUUUUUUGCAAUAAUAAAUAAAGUUUUAAUAACUUUUUAUUAAAUUUCAUAAAUUUGUAGUUUUAUUAAAACAAUGUUUUUUUGCCAGUAGUCGGCACCAUUUGCCAAUUGUGGAAAUGGCAUUUUCCAACAGUCGGCAUUCCAAUUUUUUUUGUAAGAAUAAUUAAUAAUAAUAAUAAAUUAAUUCAUUAAAAUAUAAUAUUUUUGUUUAGUUAAACAGAUUCGACGUCUUUAUUGUACUUUUCUUAAGAAUAUGAAUUGUUGAGGACCUUCACAGACAAAAAUUUAAUUUUUAUUAGAAUAUUUCAUUUUUUCUUAGCGAAAUUGUGCACAAAGAUAGCUGACAAUAUAUUUGAAGUAAACAAAAUACAUUUAGUUAUAAUAGUUUCAUUUAUUUGGGCUUAAAAAUAAAAAGUGCCGACUACUGGGACAUGCCGAACUUAGGCACACUUACCCUAAUAUCGUACAAUAAUUAUAUAAUUUUUGAAACAAGAACAAGAAAGCCCGUAAUGAUAACAAUAAAAUAAAAAAAGAGAAAAAUUCUACAAAUUUAUAUACCAACUCACGUAAUUAAAAAAAAGAAAUAAAAAAAUAACUAUAUUUAAUUUUUAUGGUCUGCACAAUUGUUAUAAUAUUUAGAAGAAGAAAAAAACUAAACAUUGUAUUUUUACAAGUAAUUAACAAACAAAAAAUAC
Messenger RNA from Musca domestica (house fly), 13359 nucleotides. RefSeq lists its product as uncharacterized. Lineage: Eukaryota; Metazoa; Arthropoda; Insecta; Diptera; Muscidae. Gene Ontology annotation, cellular component: postsynaptic membrane; postsynaptic density; adherens junction. Gene Ontology annotation, biological process: neurotransmitter receptor transport, endosome to postsynaptic membrane; neurotransmitter receptor transport postsynaptic membrane to endosome. The record is from RefSeq and is a predicted model, not a curated record. Gene Ontology annotation, molecular function: protein binding.